AUGUUUACGAUGAUCAUUGAUUUCCACGUGUCAGUCAAACCACACUUCAUUUGAAAAUAUUAGGUCAUGGAUCAAAGGGUUGAGACUUGAGAUUUUCAAUCCUGUUUUUUUAUCACUGGUUUGCCAGUGAUCCAUUAAUUACCCGAAGUCCGAAGCCAAUAAAAGAAAAGAAAGAUGGGAGUUUUCUUUCAAUAUUCGAAACGAAAGCCCAACCAUCUACGGAUAUGGAAGGAGACUUGCUUUACACACCUCCCAUUCCCACUUUCAGGGCCCAGAUUUCCUGUGUUAAAGUGGAGACUAAAAAGCAAAGCGCCCCUCCCCAUCCCCAACCCACCAUUAAAAAUCCUUUGCCUCUCAUCCCACCAAAUCCCCAGUUUCAGUUUCCUUUCUGUUUUCUCUGAAUUACAGAGAUAUAAUUCAAAGAGAAAAAGACCCGCCAUGGCAGUAAGUAACAACAUCAUAGCCAUCCUCAACUUUCUGGCUCUCCUCUGUUCAAUCCCCAUCAUCGGCACCGGAAUCUGGCUAGCCUCGAAACCGGACAACGAGUGCGUCCACUAUUUCCGGUGGCCGGUCGUCCUCAUCGGCGUCCUCAUCCUUCUGGUAUCUCUCGCGGGAUUCGUCGGCGCCUACUGGAACCGUCAGUGCCUCCUGGCCUUCUACAUCUUCUGCAUGGCUGUCCUCAUCGUGCUCCUCCUCGCCCUGCUCGUCCUCGCUUUCGUCGUCACCAGGCCCGACGGCAGCUACGUCGUACCCCGCAGGGGCUACAAGGAGUACAGGCUCGAAGGUUUCUCCUCGUGGCUCCGCAGCCACGUCACCGGUUCUGCAAAUUGGGGCAAGAUUCGAACUUGUCUCGCCAACUCUAACGUCUGUUCCAAGCUUAGCCAAGACUACAUCACCGUCGAUCAGUUCUUCAUGGCUCACAUCUCUCCUCUUCAGUCAGGGUGUUGCAAGCCUCCGACAGCAUGCGGGUACGGGUACGUGAACCCGACAAUGUGGGUAAACCCGAUAAACCCAACAGCUGACGCGGAUUGCUACAUGUGGAGCAAUGACCAGUCGCAGUUGUGCUACGGGUGCAACGCCUGCAAAGCGGGGCUCCUGGGAAACUUGAGGAAGGAAUGGAGGAAGGCAAACGUGAUUCUCAUAGCCGCCCUGGUAGCUCUGAUCUGGGUCUACCUCAUUGCUUGCAGUGCCUUCAAGAAUGCUCAGACCGAGGAUCUUUUCCAGCGUUACAAGCAGGGUUGGGCUUAGGUUUGGCUCCUCUCUCUCCCUCUCCAAACUCCCAACAGAGGUUUUGUCACUGGUAUAUAUAUAUUCAGUAUUCUAAUUCCUUCCACCACUCUGUAGUUUCAUUUCAUAUCUGGAAUUUCUCGUUUUUAAUUGAGUCCAAGUUGAACAAGUUGGGGAAUGAUCCUUCAAAAAGUGAUGGAUGAAGUUUUGCCGACUUGUCAGUUGUCACAUAACCCAAUUCUCAUCUGUACGCAGUUGGCAAAGAAUAAGAUUGUUCUUAUUCUGUGGCUAUUGUUUCUCAUUGGAAUUGGGUUGCAUUUUCUCCA
Molecule: messenger RNA, 1553 nt
Organism: Nelumbo nucifera (sacred lotus)
Lineage: Eukaryota; Viridiplantae; Streptophyta; Magnoliopsida; Proteales; Nelumbonaceae
Product: tetraspanin-2
Biological process (GO): auxin-activated signaling pathway
Cellular component (GO): membrane
Source: RefSeq, a predicted model, not a curated record